This is a messenger RNA of Gadus macrocephalus (Pacific cod), 968 nucleotides long. RefSeq names its product glutathione peroxidase 4a (gene gpx4a). NCBI's taxonomy places the organism in Eukaryota, Metazoa, Chordata, Actinopteri, Gadiformes, Gadidae. The record is from RefSeq and is a predicted model, not a curated record. Gene Ontology annotation, biological process: response to oxidative stress. The transcript has 7 exons. Gene Ontology annotation, molecular function: glutathione peroxidase activity.
GGAUUUAUAACGGACCUCACCUCGGUCCAGGCACAGUCGCUCAGUGGUGGAUGCUGCUGACGCCUGCAUGGGAAUCUAGAGUCGCUUGUGUCUUGGACCGUACUGAAAGACAGUCAUGCGUCCGCUAGGGCCAGCUGUCCUCUUUUCUGUCCUACUGCUGGCUGCAGCACAGGAUCCGCAAACAGCCACCUCUAUUUAUGACUUCUCAGCCACGGACAUCGAUGGAAACGUGGUGUCCCUGGAAAAGUACAGGGGGGAAGUUGUGAUCAUCACCAACGUUGCCUCUAAAUGAGGCAAGACCCCGGUGAACUACUCUCAGUUUGCGGAGAUGCACGCCAAGUACUCUGAGAGAGGUUUACGCAUCCUGGCCUUCCCCUCCAACCAGUUUGCAAACCAGGAACCCGGCACGGAGACGCAGAUCAAAGCGUUUGCGGCGUCCUACAACGCCCGCUUCGACAUGUUCAGCAAGAUCAACGUGAACGGGGCCAACGCCCACCCCCUGUGGAAGUGGCUGAAGGAGCAGCCAAACGGUCGUGGCUUCUUUGGGAGCCGCAUCAAAUGGAACUUCACCAAGUUCCUGAUCAACCGAGAGGGCCAGGUGAUGAAGAGAUACGGACCCUUGGAUGAUCCCAGCGUGGUGGAGAGGGAUCUUCCCCUGUAUCUGUAACGAUGUGAUGACCGACCCGGGGCCCAGCUUCCGGCGGGACCCUCCAUAGCCCCCCCCCCCCUCCCCUGCCCCUCCGAGUGCUGGUGGAGUAGAGCUGGGAUCCGCUCAGACUAGUGACGGUGCGUCUCAAAAGCCGCUCAGCGGGAAGGACAAACCUGAUGGAAACGGCGUGCAAACCUUCUGGGCGGACCCAGAUGCUUUACCCUGUUGGUGCUUUCGGUUCAGAGAAACCCUAACCCUAACCCAAACUGUAUCUGGCAACUCGUACAAAUAUUUCAAAAAUAAAACAAUUCUAAUCCUG